Messenger RNA from Oncorhynchus kisutch (coho salmon), 1503 nucleotides. RefSeq names its product charged multivesicular body protein 5-like. The coding region runs from base 293 to 955 and encodes 220 amino acids. Gene Ontology annotation, cellular component: multivesicular body. Gene Ontology annotation, biological process: late endosome to vacuole transport via multivesicular body sorting pathway; vesicle budding from membrane. Lineage: Eukaryota; Metazoa; Chordata; Actinopteri; Salmoniformes; Salmonidae. The record is from RefSeq and is a predicted model, not a curated record. The transcript is spliced from 8 exons.
AUUGUAGGGGUGCCCAUGGGGCUGGGAAUCAGACAUGUCCGGUUCGAGAGAGGCAGGUUUAGGUUUCCAGUGUUAGAGUAGUGCAUAAAUUGUCGUAUGCUGCAGUAUAAGGGCGUUAUACACCAGUUUCGUAGGCGGCAGAAAUGCAACAUUUAUUGGAUGCCAACCGCUGUGAAACCUAAUCGAAGAAGAAGUAUGUGACGUCAGCUCUGUUGCUUCCGGGUUUGCUUUAUUUUCCCUGACGUUCAGGUAGAUUCUUUGUUGUUUUGAGUUAUUGGAUAUUUAUUUAAAAAUGAACCGUAUUUUCGGCCGAGGAAAACCGAAGGGACCACCACCAAAUCUCACAGACUGCAUAGGGAAUGUUGACUCACGAGCGGAAUCUAUUGACAAGAAGAUUGCCAGACUAGAUGUUGAACUGGUCAAGUACAAGGAUCAGAUGAAGAAGAUGAGAGAUGGCCCUUCAAAAAACAUGGUCAAGCAGAAGGCGAUGAGGGUACUGAAGCAGAAAAGAAUGUACGAGGGCCAGAGAGACAACCUCACACAGCAGUCCUUCAACAUGGAACAGGCUAACUACACAAUCCAAACUCUCAAAGACACAAAAACAACUGUUGAUGCCAUGAAAAUUGGAGCCAAAGAGAUGAAGGCGGCCUACAAGAACGUGAAGAUCGAUCAGAUUGAGGAUCUCCAAGACCAGCUGGAGGACAUGAUGGAGGACGCCAAUGAGGUGCAGGAGGCGAUGAGCAGAAGCUACGGGACGCCAGAGAUCGAUGAUGAUGACCUGGAAGCAGAGCUGGAUGCCCUGGGAGAUGAGCUCCUGCUUGAUGAUGACAGCUCCUACCUGGAUGAGGCCAGCACUGCCCCCUCCAUCCCAGAGGGAAUACCCAGUGACAGGGCACCAAACCGGGAUGGAGUUCUGGUGGAUGAAUUUGGCCUGCCACAGAUCCCUGCUACAUAAUGGAUGGACAGCAGGCAGAAACCAAUGGCAACACUCCCAACUCUUUUUUUAUUUUUAUGUAUAGCCUUUUUACAACAUAUACACUGAGUAUACCAAAUAUUAGGAACACCUUCCUAAUAUUGAAUUGCGUGCCCCCUCCACAUACCCAAUCCCCCCCCAAAAGAAAUAAUUAUUAAACCUGUCUCCUCUCCUUCAUCUACACAGAUCAAUAAGGGAUCAUAGCUUUCACCUGGAUUCACCUGGUCAGUCUGUCAUGGAAAGAGGCUGCUUUGUAUACUCAGUGUAUAUCCGACUGACAUGCAUUACAUGGUGGUGGACAGAGAAAAACAACUUGCCUUAAUUAGGUUACCUUGAUUGAAUAACUGAUAAUGUCAAAAAUAUAAAUCAAAAAUCGAUAGUGAUGCUUGGCUAUAUUCAAAAUUAUUGUUCUUUGUAUGAACAAAUGUACUUUUUCCCCCCCUCCAAGGUGAUUCUUGGUAUUUAGAUGUUCUAACUUUCUACUGCAGCACUGUAUUGCCAACUACCAAUAAAUAUACAUGUAUUAUAUA